GGCGCCACUAGUUGUACAAAUCAACAUUUGAUUGCAUAGCCUGAGUAAAACCUCUUCUAAUUGGUCCACAGGGGCCAUGUUUGCAUUCCCAGCUGUCUUGAUGCGGUGUCGCUAACCGGUUAGCUGCCUCUUAGCUACAACACCGUCUUCUCCCGGUGUUAAAACUAACGAAAAGAUCCACCACGGCGUGAACGGUGCGUGGUUUGUAGGUCGUUAUGCCGGUUCAUUCCCGGGAGAAGAAAGAAAAUAACCACGAAGAAAUGGAGGUGGAUUUUCCGGAGCAAGAGGCUAGCAGCACGGACGAGGAGGACACGGUUAGCACGUCCGUGUCUGAAGAUGGAGACAGCUCUGAGAUGGAUGAUGAAGACUGUGAGAGGAGGAGGAUGGAGUGCCUGGAUGAGAUGACUACUCUGGAGAAACAGUUCACAGAUUUGAAGGAACAGUUGUAUAAGGAACGUCUGAGCCAGGUAGACAUCAAACUGCAGGAGGUGAUGGCUGGAUGUGCCCAGGAAUACCUGGAACCUUUGGCCAACCUGCAGGAGAACAUGCAGAUCAGAACCAAAGUGGCAGGCGUCUACAAGGAGCUGUGCUUGGAGUCGGUGAAGAACAAGUACGACUGUGAGAUCCAGGCAGCCUGCCAGCACUGGGAGAGUGAAAAGCUGCUUCUCUUUGACACCGUGCAAAGUGAGCUGGAGGAGAAGAUAAGACGACUGGAGGAAGACCGACACAGUAUUGACAUCACCUCAGAGUUGUGGAAUGAUGGAUUGCAUUCCAGGAAAAAUAAGAAGAAAGACCCGUUCUGUCCCAUUAAGAAGAAGAAGCCAGUUGUUGUUUCUGGGCCUUAUAUUGUUUAUAUGCUGCAAGAUCUGGAUAUUCUUGAAGACUGGACUGCAAUACGGAAGGCGAUGGCGUCUCUUGGACCACCCAGGGUGAAAGUUGAUGCUUCAUCAGCCAAAACAGACCGACACCACCACGUGGCACGCUCUGAAGACGGUCGACUUUUCUAUGACAACCAGUGGUACUGCAGGGGACAGACCAUCUGUAUCAAUAGGAAAGAUGAGUUCCCCGCAAGCGCCGUCAUCACCACCAUCAACAACGAUGAAGUGUGGUUCAAACGACUGGACGGCACCAAGUCCAAGCUGUACAUAUCCCAGCUGCAGAAAGGCAAAUACACCAUCAAACACUCAUGAAACAACAACCACAGUAAACCGUCCUGAGACUUUCAUGCGAAACCUUUUAAGUGCUCGAUCUCACACACACACAGUACAUCCUUAAAAUACACCUCACCUUUAUUUGUCUGCAAUGGGACAACCAUCAAAGGGUCUUCUCCUCUGUAAAUAUGUACUUAUGUUGAUAUUAAGGACAAAGUCACAAAGUGUCAUUUCUCCAUAAAAGGAGAUCAGUGCAAAGCGCUGCUAAGAACAAAGGCGGGUAAAGCGGAGCAGUGAUCCCUGGAGCUCAGUCGUGUGCCUUUCUGAGACAAGACCUUGGCUGAAUUAAAAAAACAAAAAAAAAAACAUCCACGUGUGCAGAAGGCCUUACUGUGUAGUGUGGCAGCAAUCAAAAGACUGGAAGUGGGUUAAAACGGGUCAGUUAGUGGUUCUGCUGCUAGCAUUGUUUGAUAGUCACCACAGUCCUGUCCAAUAUGUAUGGAGAUGCAUGGUUUGAGUGUGUGUGUGUGGUCAUAUAUUGCACAAGGUGACGAGGGAAGCGACUGGAGAUGAAUUCAGAAUGAUGACCCUGAGCGUCAUGCAAUGGAUACUUUGAUUUGGGGAUCCUCUAGAAGUCUUGACCAUAUUUUUGCAGCACUGAAAUCAAAGUUGAAAUCAAGCACUGGGCAGAGCAAGUGGGGAAAGACAAGUUUCAGGAGGUUCCCUGUACAUAGAAGACGUAACAUUGUCUGUAUGUGUGAUACUCUCUUCAUGUGCCUGAUGGUGUGGCGGCAUCCAGGCGGCUGCAUUAAAUGAAUUGUGCCAUUUAUUUCUCCUUUUGUCUCUGUAUGUACUGUAUCUGUAUCUGUAUGUUGUACUUUCUCUCCUUUCUGUCAGUAGAAGCAGACUUGACCUGCAAAAGCAAGUAAUGAAGUGUCAUCUCCCUGCAAUCCAUCAUGGUGUUUUGUAAAAGCAUAUUUACAUUGUUUUUGUUGUAAAAAAGCAACAAUGUCAGUAUUUUUGAAUUUGUACUUUCACAUCUUUAUGCUUUGUGAGUUUUUUUUUUUUUUUUUUUACGUCACAGGUCGACAGAAACAUGUGACAUACGGUGCCAAUGCAUGUGCAGCUAAUCAAACAUUUUGUUGCUACCAUCUGAAGAGAGUUGACACUGUCGUGGCUGCAAUGCAAGCCCAGUGUUUCUCAUACAAGGCCCGCCACAAAUAAAUUUGCCCUCGCUCAUAAACGCAUUAUAAUGGGACGGUCUGUGAAUGCAGCUUGUCGUUCCAAGUCUGUACAGUAGAUGGCAUUGUAACACAUACAGGUACAUUAAGCAGCUUAAGUGGAAUGGUUCCUUUGAGUUAACGUGAUAAAACAGGUGUGAGAUUGAUCACAACUUAUUUUUAACUUAUUUUUUUGAAGUAGAUUUGUACAAUAUAUGAUGCAGUACUGCUGUAGUUAUGAGGACAUUGGUGUGUAUGAUUGAGUCUCAGCUUUUUAAUUUGUUAACCACAGAGCUUGUGUUUUAGUAAUAAUGCAGUUCAUUUAUAACAAGCUUUACAUCACAAACACGUCUCAAAGUCCUUAAACAAAAACAGAAAUAUGAAGCCUAACUUAACCCUAAAACAUCUUUAUGCUUGGCGUGAGCUCAUUCAGUCGGUUAAGUGAGGGACUGUUCGUGAUGUGCGGAUCGAUACUGAAAUAUCGAUGCUUACGAUCCUAGCUCUUUGUGCUCUGAAACCGACUGUCAAAUUAAAAUAUUGAUGCUUUUGAUACUUCAGUCAUUUGAGGUAAUGUUUGCCUGAAAUGUUUGUCCGAUUGUAAACAGCCAUGUAUGAAAUUGUGAAUAAAGUUUUCAUUCUUAUAGUAGUUC
Messenger RNA from Dunckerocampus dactyliophorus (ringed pipefish), 3021 nucleotides. RefSeq names its product breast cancer metastasis-suppressor 1-like protein-A. The transcript has 10 exons. The record is from RefSeq and is a predicted model, not a curated record. Gene Ontology annotation, molecular function: histone deacetylase binding. Gene Ontology annotation, biological process: negative regulation of transcription by RNA polymerase II. NCBI's taxonomy places the organism in Eukaryota, Metazoa, Chordata, Actinopteri, Syngnathiformes, Syngnathidae. Bases 216 to 1190 code for a protein of 324 amino acids. Gene Ontology annotation, cellular component: Sin3-type complex.